Molecule: messenger RNA, 2412 nt
Organism: Capsicum annuum
Lineage: Eukaryota; Viridiplantae; Streptophyta; Magnoliopsida; Solanales; Solanaceae
Product: sulfate transporter 3.1
Exons: 12
Coding region: 168-2153 (661 amino acids)
Biological process (GO): transmembrane transport
Cellular component (GO): membrane
Molecular function (GO): secondary active sulfate transmembrane transporter activity
Source: RefSeq, a predicted model, not a curated record
UUAUUAUUCAGUCCAAGCCACUCCAACCAAAAUUCCUUCUUUCAAAGCUUUGCAGAAAGAAAGUCCUUAUCCAUUGGAUAUAUAUAAUUUCAUCAGUGUCAGAUUAUUUCUUUGAAUACCCAAAAAAGAAAAAAUAAAUACUAUAUAGUAGUACAUAUAUUAUCAGAAUGGGUAACGCAGAUUAUGAGUACCCAUCAAUUAUGGGAGAGCAGACAGGCAUAGGCAUACACAAAGUUGAAAUUCCACCACCACAACCAUUUUUCAAGUCACUGAAAAAUACAGUGAAGGAAACUUUAUUUCCAGAUGAUCCACUUAGGCAAUUCAAGAACCAAACACCCUUUAGAAAAUUCAUACUUGGGGUUCAAUAUUUUUUUCCAAUUUUCGAAUGGGGUUCUCGUUACAAUUUUGGGUUCUUCAAAUCAGAUCUUAUUGCUGGAAUUACUAUUGCUAGUCUUGCUAUUCCUCAGGGAAUAAGUUAUGCUAAGCUGGGGAACUUGCCACCUAUACUUGGCCUCUAUUCAAGCUUUAUUCCGCCAUUAGUGUACGCAUUAAUGGGAAGUUCAAGAGAUUUAGCAGUGGGAACAGUUGCUGUUGGAUCUCUUCUCAUGGCUUCUAUGUUGGGAAAUGAAGUUAACGCAGCUGAAAAUCCAACUCUUUAUCUUCAUCUUGCUUUCACUGCCACUUUCUUCACUGGAUUAUUUGAAGUUGCUCUUGGCUUUUUCAGGCUGGGAUUUAUAGUGGAUUUUUUAUCACAUGCAACAAUAGUAGGAUUUAUGGGAGGAGCAGCAACAGUGGUGAUACUGCAACAAUUAAAAGGAAUACUUGGUCUUCAACAUUUCACUCAUGCCACUGAUGUUGUCUCUGUCUUACGUUCUGUCUUUUCCCAAACUCAUCAGUGGCGAUGGGAAAGUGCAGUGCUGGGAUUUUGUUUCCUUUUCUACUUGAUGCUUGCCAAAUUUUUAAGUCAAAAGAGACCGAAGUUGUUCUGGAUAUCGGCGAUGGCGCCGUUGACGUCUGUCAUAUUGGGAACGAUUCUUGUUUAUAUAACGCAUGCUGAGAAACAUGGUGUUGCUGUGAUUGGAGAGCUGAAGAAAGGGAUAAAUCCUCCAUCAAUAAUGGAUCUGUCAUUUGGAUCGAAAUAUUUGACAACUGCUAUCAAAACUGGCAUAGUCACGGGUGUCAUUGCUCUUGCUGAAGGAAUAGCAGUAGGGAGAAGUUUUGCAAUGUUUAAGAAUUACCAUAUAGAUGGUAACAAAGAGAUGAUUGCUUUUGGGAUGAUGAACAUUGUUGGCUCCUGCACCUCUUGCUACCUCACUACUGGGCCAUUCUCGCGAUCAGCGGUGAACUUCAACGCAGGAUGCAAAACUGCAGUAUCAAAUAUUGUUAUGGCGUUGGCCGUGAUGGUGACGUUGAUGCUGCUAACGCCAUUAUUCCACUUCACUCCCCUCGUUGUCUUGUCGUCCAUUAUAAUCGCUGCCAUGCUCGGCCUCAUCGACUAUAAUGCUGCCAUUCAUCUCUGGCAUGUCGACAAAUUCGACUUCUUGGUGUGCAUGAGUGCAUACAUUGGUGUUGUCUUUGGCAACAUUGAAAUUGGCUUGGUCAUGGCUGUUGGUUUAUCAUUGCUAAGGGUGUUGCUUUUUGUAGCAAGGCCAAGGACUUUAGUACUUGGUAAUAUCCCCAAUUCUAUGAUCUAUAGAAAUGUGGAGCAAUAUCCAAACACAAACAAUGUUCCAGGAGUUCUCAUACUUGACAUUGGAGCACCUAUUUACUUCACUAACUCAAGCUAUUUAAGAGAGAGGAUCUCAAGGUGGAUUGACGAUGAGGAAGACAAGUUAAAAUCUUCAGGAGAAACAACUUUGCAGUAUGUUAUACUUGAUAUGGGAGCUGUAGGUAACAUUGAUACAAGCGGAAUUAGCAUGUUCGAAGAGGUCAAGAAAAAUCUUGAUAGAAGAGAUCUCAAGCUAGUUUUGGCGAAUCCAGGAGCAGAGGUGAUGAAGAAGUUGAACAAGUCGAAAUUCACAGAGACAUUAGGACAAGAAUGGAUGUUCCUAACAGUAGGGGAAGCAGUGGAAGCAUGCAGCUACAUGCUUCACUCCUGCAAACCUAAAACUUCAGAAGAUGGUGAAUCCCAGAAAUGGAGCAACCAUGUUUGACUUCAAAUUAGUUAUUAGUAUUAUCGAACAGUGUUUGUUUUAGUGGCUCAUGCGUGCGUCUAAUUUGUAAAGAUUUUGGCUUAAAGGAGUCAAGAUUUUUCUGCAGUACUCUUCCAUAGAAUAAACUGGAAGGGGUUUUAUUUCUCUCCCACAUUUUGUAAAAUAAUGUGCUCCUAUUUAAAGAAUGAUUAUCACCUGUAUACCCAUUUGUAGCUUUUAUUUACCUGCAAUAUAUGCGGAACUUAAGAUUUCCUUUUCA